AUGGUGGUUCCUACACUACCUGAUGCAACACUUGAAGAUGAAGAUGAUAAUUGGUUGGCAAACAUUGAUAUUGAUGCAGUGGUGUCUCAAGUGCUUCAAAACCAAACAUUGCAACCACAAGUGAAUGCUGAGGAAAUACCAAUUACAAGUCAGCCACCAACUCUUGGAGAAGAAGAAGAUAGCCAACAAAAGGCCAAAGCACUCAUCUUCCUUCGCCGUCAUCUUAAUCAUGAUCUUAAGAAUGAAUAUCAUACUGAAAAGGACCCCUACAUUUUAUGGAAAUCCCUCAAGGACCGCUUUGAUCAACAAAUAUCGUUUGUCUUCCCCCAUGCACAAUAUGACUGGCUGAAUUUGAGGUUCCAAGACUAUAAGUCUGCCAUUGAAUAUAAUUUGGCAUUACAUAAAAUUGUGUCACAACUCAAACUCUGUAAACAAGAAGUUUCUGACAAAGACCUGAUCGAAAAGACUUUGUCCACAUUUCAUGCUAGUAAUCUUGUACUCCAGCAACAGUACAGGGCCAAAAACUAUACCCAGCAUGUUGAGCUGAUUUCCGCCCUCCUAGUAGCUGAGAAGCAUAACCAGUUGUUAAUGCGAAACCAUAAUGCACGCUCUGUUGGCUCUGCACCAGUGCUUGAAGCACACCAUGUUGCCCAGUCGAGCAACAUUAGGGGGAACCAAGGUAGAGGAUGA
Ipomoea nil (Japanese morning glory) is the source of this 690-nucleotide messenger RNA. RefSeq lists its product as uncharacterized. The transcript has 2 exons. The record is from RefSeq and is a predicted model, not a curated record. The coding region runs from base 1 to 690 and encodes 229 amino acids. Lineage: Eukaryota; Viridiplantae; Streptophyta; Magnoliopsida; Solanales; Convolvulaceae.